Asparagus officinalis (garden asparagus) is the source of this 1403-nucleotide messenger RNA. Its product is annotated as sphingolipid delta(4)-desaturase DES1-like. Gene Ontology annotation, cellular component: membrane. Bases 182 to 1174 code for a protein of 330 amino acids. The transcript has 2 exons. Gene Ontology annotation, molecular function: sphingolipid delta-4 desaturase activity. The record is from RefSeq and is a predicted model, not a curated record. NCBI's taxonomy places the organism in Eukaryota, Viridiplantae, Streptophyta, Magnoliopsida, Asparagales, Asparagaceae. Gene Ontology annotation, biological process: ceramide biosynthetic process.
CUGCCCUCUAAAAAAAUUAUUACAGAAAGACCCCAAAGGUUGUAGCUUUUUUCAAGGCCGGGAGGAGCAAGGAGAUCUCUUGCCUCUCUCUCUUCCUCCUCCUCUAAAAACACCACCUUUCUCUCUUUCUCUCUCUAAAAACGCCCCAUUUUUGUGGAGAGAGAGAGAGAGAGAGAGAGGGAUGGGAGAGAAACAGGACAGAGAAGGAGUAAUGGCCACAGAUUUCUUCUGGUCUUACACGGAUGAGCCUCAUGCAUCUAGAAGGAAGCAGAUCCUCUCCAAACACCCUCAGAUCAGGGAGCUCUUCGGCCCUGAUCCAUGGGCCUUCCUCAAGAUCACUGUGGUUGUUCUUCUUCAACUCACGACCGCGAUUCACCUCCGCAAUGCCGGCUGGCUAAAAAUGUUAACCAUUGCCUACUUCUUUGGCUCCUUCCUCAACCACAACCUCUUCCUCGCCAUCCACGAGCUGAGCCACAAUCUCGCCUUCUCCUCCCCUGUCCUCAACCGCUGGCUUGGCAUCUUCGCCAACCUCCCCAUUGGUGUCCCAAUGUCCGUCACCUUCCAAAAAUACCACCUCGAGCACCACCGCUUCCAGGGCGUCGACGGCAUCGACAUGGACGUCCCCACCCGAGUCGAAGCCCUCGCAGUCACCAACUCCUUCACAAAAUCCAUCUGGGUCCUGCUACAACUCUUUUUUUACGCUCUACGCCCUGUUUUCCUUAAACCCAAACCCCCGGGUUUAUGGGAAUUCACCAAUUUAGGCAUUCAAAUUGCGUUAGAUGCAAGUCUCGUCUAUUUCUGGGGUUUUAGAUCCCUUGCAUAUUUGAUCCUCUCAACUUUCGUUGGAGGAGGAAUGCAUCCAAUGGCGGGUCACUUCAUCUCUGAGCAUUACGUGUUUCACCCGGAGCAGGAGACUUAUUCGUAUUAUGGGCCUUUGAAUUUGAUGACUUGGAAUGUUGGAUAUCAUAACGAGCAUCAUGAUUUCCCCAGGGUUGCUGGGAGCAGGCUUUAUAAGCUUAAGGAGAUUGCUCCAGAGUAUUAUGACAACUUGGAGUGUUAUAAGUCUUGGAGUCAGGUUAUUUAUAUGUACAUCAUGGAUCGGACUGUUGGACCGUUCAGUAGGAUGAAGAGAAAGGCGUCGAAUAAUGAUGGAGCCGCGAAGAAACAGAAGUAGAAGGCGGCAGUGAUGAUUGCCUCUGUGAUUCGAGAUUCUUGAUUGGGAUUGUUGUUUAAGUACGUUGGUUCGCUAAGGAUCAGAAGGGAACUUCUUGAUCAUCCAUUGGUAUUGUUUGAGAAUCGCAUGUCUUUAAUUCUUUUCUCGAAUGUCAUGUUUAUAAUUUAAACUAGAAUUGAACCUGCACUUCUUUUAUGCAUAUGAUUAUUUAUCGUUGUGGUCUGGUUGA